UAUUGUCACGCAAAUACUAUAAUACAUGUAUUGUCACACAUAUUCAAGUAGUCUCUAUGUGUUGUAUCCUUUUUGUAGCUCAAUACUUUUGUUAAAAGAACUUUCAGAAAAUUGCGAGGCAUUACAUACCAGAACGGCGGAAAGACUUUUAUCCGCCUUUGAAAUUCAGCGUGAUGGGUGUUGUCCACCUUUAAUUUCAGCCGAAGGAGCUAUUACCUACCUGUUAAAACUGGCUUUUGUCAUCUUCAUAAAAAGAAUGAGCAAGGCUCCUACUGACCAUGAGAUCCAAACAGACGAUACGCGGAUUGUCCCUCAUCGUAUUCUACGCACUUCUUACUGUGACCAGUGCAUCAGUUUGUGCAGAUAAUCGAGGCUCAAGCCGCCUCAUCAGUGGUGAUAACAGCAACGCAGUGAACAAUUUCCUGCAAAUAUUGAGACGAAUAAAUACAUUUGAUUUCCUUGGGGAUAAUGUAAACCAUCAAGGUUGUCGAAGGCACAUCGGACAAUACGUUCACCGGAAGGGGAUCUAUAUGGAUGAUAUGACUUGGGUUCUUGAUUGUUGGGAGCCCACAGAAUGCACACUGGUAGAAGAAAGGGGCCAGCACAGGAACACCUUAAGACUCAUCCAAAGAUCUUCGUUUCCGUUACAGUCUUUAUUGAGGACUCAAGUAAAUACUGUUCUUUUACCCAUUGACGAGCGGAACACAAUCUCUUACACCUUUCUCCCAUAUGUUUCUCAAAGAGGUAUCCUAUUUGUAACCGCGUUACUAACGGGAUGCAGCGUUUUUAUUGCUACACCGGAUAACAUAAAUUGUAAUAUUAUCGUAAUGCAUGCCAAUCGUUUCUGCAGGAGUAACGAACCUGAGGAUGACGACGAUAACCACAAGCAGGCAACGUUUGUGAUACAGCAAGUACAAAGUACGAAUCAACAGUGUAGAUACCAGAUACAACGUAGAUGGUCAAGUGAUCACAAGCGCGCUAACAUAGAAAGACACAACUAUCAUUACAAUGACAAUAUUGUUUAUUACAGAAUUAUGGCGGGCUUAAAUUUUGUGUAUGGGUACAAUCUAGGUGGACAAGGAAGGAGGUGGCAGUUCUGUGUUAAAGAGUUGCAAGAUAGUCCCCGACAAGAAAUUUGUCACGAGAUUAUUUAGAAAAUAGAAAGUUAACCAUGUAUGGAGAGAGUGGUGAUUCUGUAACAAGAAUAGUAUUACACAUUAAUCAAUAAGCCUAACAUACACAGUUUAAAACUUUAACUUUAGAGACUAUUGACUUAAUCUGUUAUGUUUAAGCUACCGGUGUUCUCUCUUCAUUUUGACAAAAGCAAAAUAACAUAGUACUGCUCUACCUAUACAAGAAAUAAUAAAGCUUUAAGCUUUUAAACAUUAAAAAGCUUUUAUUGAUAUACUAAAUAUCACACAAAUUUUCAGAUAUAUAUGAAGGUUUGAAAUGUUGAAGAAUCUAAAAGAAUUGGCUCAAUAAUGACUCCCCAAACUGGAAAAAGAAUCCUUGUAUCUUAGUUUAUUUUAUUAUUAUGCUCCCUGAAGGCCGAGCAUAUAGUUGUCGCUUUGUCCGUCCUUCCGUCCGUCCGUCACACUUUUGUCCAGAGUAUAACGUGAAAAGUAUUAAAGGCAUUUUAUUUAAAGUUCACAUAAUCACAGAGGCCAUUGAGAUAAAGUGCAGUGUUAAAGAAUCAUAACUCUACUUUACCUAGUUUUAAUUUUCUCCCUUUAUUGUACAAAAUCAGGCUUGUCCGGAGCAUUACAUGACAAGUAUUAAAGGCAUUUCAUUGAAACUUCACAAAGUGAUAGACGUCAUUGAUGGAAAGUGCAGUGUCAAAGAACUAUAUCUCUACUUUUCCUAGUUUUUGAAUUAUCUCCGUUUAUUAUACAAAAUAAGGCUUAUCCGGAGCAUUACUUGAAAAGUAUUAAUGGCAUUUCAUUGAAACUUCACAAAAUGAUAGAGGCCAUUGUCGAAAAGUGCAGUGUCAACGAACCGUUACUCUACCUUACCUAGGUUUUCUAAUUAUCUCCCUUUAUUAUACAAAAUAAGGCGUGUUCGGCACAUUACUUGAAAGUAUUAAUGGCAUUCCAUUGAAACAACUUCACAAAAUGAUAGAGGCCAUUGACUGAAAAAUACGUUAUUCCCCAUACUGGGACAAGCACAUGGAUCGGAGAGCAUCAUUCGGUUUUACCGAUUCCUUAUUUUGAAUUUGCUAACAUGAAACUGUAGGCCAGCCUCCUUUUAUACUAAAUCAUUAAAUGUGGAAAAUCAUGUUGAUUUUAUGUUAAAAUAAACUCUAUGUAGUAACUGUCUCAAAUAUAUAUUUUGGGUCCAGUAUACCUUUAAAGAAGAUAACAGGUAUGAUUUUAGAGUGUAGUAAUUAUACGGAUAGACAAUUUUUAUUUUUUAUCAUUUAACCGCUUGGCUACUGCAGUACACAACUGUUCUAUAUGUUGUAGAUACUACAUAAACGCUUUUCAUAUUGUAUUGUUUUGGCUUCUUGCUUGCAGUUAGAACACAAAUACGAAUGAAAAAGUAAAGAAGACUUAAACUGGA
Mercenaria mercenaria is the source of this 2559-nucleotide messenger RNA. RefSeq lists its product as uncharacterized. The record is from RefSeq and is a predicted model, not a curated record. NCBI's taxonomy places the organism in Eukaryota, Metazoa, Mollusca, Bivalvia, Venerida, Veneridae. The coding region runs from base 279 to 1154 and encodes 291 amino acids. The transcript is spliced from 4 exons.